Molecule: messenger RNA, 4301 nt
Organism: Schistosoma bovis
Lineage: Eukaryota; Metazoa; Platyhelminthes; Trematoda; Strigeidida; Schistosomatidae
Source: the annotation of a GenBank genome assembly
AAACUGGGUACGUCCGUUCUUCUGUCAUCUUGUUUUCUGCACAGGUUAUUUAGUAAUAUUUGUCAUCAAAGCAUUUGUAUAGUGGUUGAGUGUCUUCUGCAGCAUUUUAUUCACUUCCAAUGCCAUUCCAUAUAAGCCUGCUUACUAUUAAGUGUCAACUCUUAGAUUGUGACAUCGUUGUACUCAUUCCAUUGUGACACACCCUGAUCAGGUUUUCUAGCCUUCAAGUCCAAACUACUUAGACUUCUAAAGCUUCUGCUUAUCAUGUGGUUUUUGACUAGCUGAGGUGCGAAUUGAGUUUUCUGAAAUUCAAUAAGUAAUACUGGAUUCAAAGUUGCCCUGUUCAAACUUCCCAUGUAAGCGGUUGACACAUCCAAAUAAUAGCGUUAGCAAUUUCCGCAACGUUUUUGUGAUAUACAUUGUAGUUAAGUCUUGCUGUACUUAAAUUAGCCGGGAAGUUUGUAAAGCCACGUUUUGCUAGUAAUCCUUAAAAUGAGUAGUUUUGCCUUAAUUUCUAAGCUUAACUAAAACCAAAAAAGAAGCAUCUUGUUGUUUUUCACAUAUAACCUUUGGUCUAAAUAACCCUGAGAACGUGUCUAUAUAGCCACAGUCACUGGGUACGAUAAUUAUUUUCGAGAUUUGACUUUUGAUUCUCUACUUUCGUUCCUGUUCGGUAAAAAUGCCCCCUUUCACUACGACUCCGUUAAUCCUAGGGUUGUUAUGCUUACGCUAUUUAUCUAAAAGCUUUGUUCAACACAUGACACUAUUUUGGUUCAUCUAGCUACAUGGGGUUGCAUUUGUCCCGCCAAAAUGAGCUUGUUUUCUCCAUACUGUCUGAAUCUACAUUAAAGCAUACACACCAUAAGUUACCUGAGGUCGAGCAAAGUUCAUGAUCUAGUCACUUUAUUUAGUUUACUAAAUGUAAAUGAACAGAAACGGUCUCAAGAUGCUUAAAAUAAUUCGGUUCUGUAACUUGCAAUAGGAUGUAGAGUUGGUUAAAUUUCGGGAGCAAUCGGUGAUCCAAAAAACUAGUAACUUAAACUAAAUCAAAGGGAAAAAUGAACAACUAGGAAUAUUGGUUCUAUAAGAAAUGAGAAUUUUCAGCUCUAACCAGACACAUAAUUGUAUAAAUUGGAUAUAUAUUCACUCCUAUAUUGUGAAAAUGCCCAACUCUUUUCCAAAUAUAGUGCGGCUUUUUAAUGAUCAUGAUACAAUUUCCAGUCAGUAGGUCACAAGCUUGAAUCCCACUUCAUUUUGAGUAUUUGAUAGUAUACUACACCUCACAGAAUAUGGCUAAAUUGAGUAAGUAAAUCUGCAUCGAACAUCGUACAGGUAAUACGUCACCAUUGAUGGCUUUACAGAAAUCAUCUGGAUUCAGUAACUGCUUAACUGAAAUAUUUUGUUUCCCAGUAUGAAUAUAUGGUUAAUCUUGGCCAUCAUUUUUCAUAGUGAUGACUGGUGUUCUGAAUAAUGUGUCUCACGUUGGCAACGGGACUUCUAAUGCUUCUAUCAAAGCAGAAGAAGACGACAUCCCUUUAUCUGAAAAGUUAAAGCGAAGUAGAAUGCAUUCGUCCUCUAGCGAUGACGAUGAUAUUCCUCUGUCUGCCAAAUUAGCCCAGAUGUCCAAAAAGCCAAAAUUGGAACCUCCAGUUUCUCCACAGCCUCGUAAUAAAAGCCAAGGUGAUCAAAGAAAAGAACAUUCAAAGUCUUCAAAUGAAAAGAUUAAAAAAGAAAAUACACUUAGUUCUCCUAGCAAAGUUAGAAAGCAUGAAAAACCUGAAGAGGAAGUUUGGAGGUGGUGGGAAGAGCAAAAGAAAGAUGACGGUGUCAAGUGGAAAUUUUUAGAACAUAAAGGUCCACUUUUCGCCCCUCCUUAUGAACGCUUGCCUAGCUCUGUUCAUUUUCACUAUGAUUCCAAACCUAUCAAGUUAUCGGAUCAUGCAGAAGAAGUUGCAGGGUUUUACGCACGUAUGUUAGAUCAUGAUUAUACCACAAAGGAAGUGUUCAACCACAACUUCUUCCGUGACUGGGUGAAAACAAUGAAUGAAGAAGAACGUCGAACCAUUAAAUCCCUUAGCAAAUGCGAUUUCCGCGAAAUGCACCAGUAUUUUCUUAAGUUAAGUGAAGAAAGAAAAAACCGAACUAAGGAGGAAAAACAGAAAAUAAAGGAAGAAAACUUACAAAUUCAAAAUGAAUAUGGCUACUGCAUAUUGGACGGACACAAGCAAAGAAUCGGGAAUUUCCGUAUUGAACCUCCAGGCCUAUUUCGAGGCCGUGGCAACCAUCCUAAAAUGGGCAUGUUAAAAAAGCGUAUUAUGCCUGAAGAUGUCAUCAUUAACUGCUCAAAAGACUCAAAAGUUCCUGCUCCUCCAAAAGGUCACAAGUGGAAAGAAGUAAGACAUGACAACAGUGUUACUUGGCUGGCAUGCUGGACUGAAAAUAUCCAAAAUAGCUUCAAAUACAUAAUGCUGAAUCCAUCCUCUCGUCUUAAGGGUGAAAAAGAUUGGAAAAAGUACGAAACUGCUCGUUGCCUACACAAGGUAAUCGACAAAAUUAGAGCAGACUACCGAGCUGAUUUCAAACACAAAGAAAUGCGGAUACGCCAGCGGGCUGUUGCACUAUAUUUUAUCGAUAAGUUGGCUCUUCGUGCUGGGAAUGAAAAGGACGAGGAUGAAGCUGAUACUGUUGGUUGCUGUUCACUUCGCUAUGAACACAUAAAACUCCAUGAAGAGUUGAACGGACAACCUUAUGUUGUUGAAUUCGAUUUUUUAGGUAAAGAUUCUAUUCGCUAUCAAAAUGCCGUAUCCGUUCCCAAACGCGUCUUCAAGAAUGUCAAACUAUUUCUGAAGAACAAAAAAGAAAAUGACGAUUUAUUUGAUCGACUUAAUACGAGUGUCCUGAAUCAGUAUUUACGAGAACUUAUGGAUGGUUUAACUGCCAAAGUAUUUCGUACGUACAAUGCAAGUCGAACUCUGGAAGAGCAGUUGGAACGGCUUACCAAUCCUGAUGAUCCUCCUCAUGCUAAACUUCUGGCAUAUAAUCGAGCAAAUCGAGCAGUUGCUGUUCUCUGUAACCAUCAGCGUUCAGUUCCGAAAUCUUUUGCAAAAUCAAUGGAGAAUUUGCAGAAAAAAAUCGAUGCAAAACGUGAGCAAAUUUCGGAAAUAACUUCUGAAGCUAAACAAAUAAAAGCAGAUUACAAAAAUCACAAACAAGCAUCCAAGAAGGUCGCUUAUGAAAAGCUGAAGAAACGCUUAGCAUCUGCUAAAGAGGCUUUAUCAAAAUUGCAGCUUCAAGCAACUGAUCGAGAUGAAAAUAAAGAGAUCGCUCUCAGUACAAGUAAACUGAACUACCUCGAUCCUCGGAUUUCAGUUGCUUGGUGUAAAAAGUAUAACGUUCCUAUUGAGAAAAUUUUUAACAGAACUCAAAGAGAAAAAUUCCAAUGGGCAAUAGAUAUGGCUACAUGUGACUACAAGUUUUUAGACGUUGAUUCAGAUAGAAGUACAAACAAACUCAAAGCUGAGGAAAGUGAUGAUGAAGAUAUGAUUGACGACGAAGACUGAGCAAGAAAAGAAAAUACUUCCAUACAAUGUUUCCAACAUUAGUCUAUUUCAUAAUCUUAAUUGUAUGAUUAUGUUAAAGUUGUUAACUGGUUCUACUCUAAUAUGAGUAAUCUCCACGUGUAUUUUUGUCAGGUCACAAAACUCCAAUGUAAUUUUAUCCUGAAGCGUUUACGGCACAUUUGUGUCCUCUUAUGUUUUUUGUACUAAAUUGUCUCUUCUAAACUCUCAUCAAAUAUACUGGAAACCUUUUCAAACAAAUCCAGACGAUUUCGCUUUCUUGAUAACCAUGUAGGAAUUUUGCAAUGUUAUACUUAGUAUAUUAUGAUGUUAUAAUGGCAACAUAUACCACUAAUUAAUAAUAAAUAUUCGCAGCAAUAGCUAUCUUUCACCAUUCUUUGUGAAUGAAUAUAAUGUAUUUUCACGAAAAAUGAGUUUAUCAUGCCUUCAAAUCUUUGAAUGAAAUACCUUUUACGACUCUGAAGGUAGUUGUUUCACUUCAGGAUUUCUAUUACUUUCCCGUUUUUCUUGUAUUAGCUUUAUCAUGCAUUCACUUAUUGUAUGGGAUCUAUGUACGUAUAAUUUAGUGUGAAGCCACAUUAUCUUUACUCGAUCAUUUGUGUUUUUAUGUAUUUACUUAUUACUGAUUUUUCAUGAUAGUUCAUUUACGGAAACCUUGGUGUUAUUACAGUAAUGAAUUUUGUUGUAUUCAUUUUGAAUAUACUGUUCAUGUGAUAACCUGUU